Molecule: messenger RNA, 981 nt
Organism: Ochotona curzoniae (black-lipped pika)
Lineage: Eukaryota; Metazoa; Chordata; Mammalia; Lagomorpha; Ochotonidae
Product: olfactory receptor 18-like
Exons: 1
Coding region: 97-981 (294 amino acids)
Biological process (GO): G protein-coupled receptor signaling pathway
Cellular component (GO): membrane
Molecular function (GO): G protein-coupled receptor activity; olfactory receptor activity
Source: RefSeq, a predicted model, not a curated record
GAAACACAAAACCACACACGUGUCUCAGAAUUCCAUCUCAUAAGCUUCUCAGAAGAUCCAGAGUUGCAGCCUCUCCUUCUGGGACUGUUCCUCUCCAUGUACCUGGUCACGCUGCUCGGGAACCUGCUCAUCAUCCUGGCUGUCACCUCUGACUCCCACCUGCACACACCCAUGUACUUCUUCCUCUGCAGCCUGUCCUUGGCUGAUGUGGGGUUCACCUCCACCACAGUUCCCAAGAUGAUUGUGGACGUCCUCACCCACAACACAGUCAUCUCCUUUGCCGGCUGCCUGACUCAGAUGUCUCUCUUUCUCCUCUUUGGAUGCAUGGAUGAUUUGCUUCUGACGGUGAUGGCCUAUGACCGGUUUGUCGCCAUCUGUCACCCCCUGCAUUACCAGGUCAUCAUGAACUCCCAUCGCUGUGGCUUCUUAGUUUUAGCGUUCUUUGUGGUCAGCCUUUUGUAUUCCUUCAUGCAGACUUUGAUGGUCUUCAGAAUUACCUGCUUUAAGACAGUGGACAUUUCCAAUUUCUUCUGUGACCCUUCUCAGCUUCUCAACCUUACUUGCUCUGACACAUUCACCCAUGACAUGGUCGUUUAUCUUAUUGGCAUCAUAUUUGGUGUUUUUCCUAUGUCAGGGAUCCUUUGCUCUUACUCUAAAGUUGUCUCCUCCAUUCUGAGGGUCCCAUCUCCAGGUGGCAGGUACAAAGCCUUCUCCACCUGUGGCUCUCACCUCACAGUGGUUUGCUUAUUUUAUGGAACAGCCCUUGGAGUGUAUCUCAGUUCAGCUUUGUCACUUUCUCCCAGGAGUUGUGCAGUGGCUUCCUUGGUGUACACUGUGGUUACCCCCAUGCUGAACCCCUUUAUCUACAGCCUGAAGAACAGGGACAUCAAGAGGGCCCUACAGAGACUUUUCAUCCAGACAGCAUCAUCUUGGUUGCUGUGCCGUGCAUUUGGACUGCAGGUGGGAAAAGCAGCAGACUAA